UAGUGUGCAGAGCAAGGAAGUGAAGAACAGAAUUAGGAAAUGGAGAGUGAUUCGAGUGGCAAUCCCAAUUGGUUAUUUGAUUAUGAGUUGAUGACGGAUAUUACUUCUGCUGCCUCUGUUACUGUUGCUGAUUUCCAGACUCCAGCGAGUAUUGACUUCAGUUGGCCUGCUCAAACAAUUUAUGCUUCUUCUAAUCUCAUUGCAGAAACAGAUUACACAUUUGAGGAUUCAGAAGUCAGUAAGGAGGCAAGCUCACGAAAGCGGUUAAAAAGUGAAUGUUGCAGCUCUCCGAGAUCUAAGGCAUGCCGAGAGAAAUUGCGGAGGGACAGACUGAAUGAGAGGUUCCUUGAAUUGAGCUCUGUCCUUGAUCCUGGAAGGCCACCAAAGACUGAGAAAGUUGCAAUUCUGAGUGAUGCUCAAAGGAUUCUGAUUGAUCUGCGAACUGAAACUCAGAAGCUAAAAGAGUCAAAUGAAGAGCUGCAAGAGAAGAUAAAAGAACUUAAGGCAGAGAAGAAUGAGCUCCGUGAUGAAAAGCUAAGGCUAAAGGAAGAGAAGGAGAAUUUGGAGCAGCAGGUUAAAAGCUUAGCUUCAAAACCAGGUUUUCUCUCCCAUCCUUCUGCCAUGGGAGCUGCAUUUACUGCACAAGGACAAGUCGCUGCAGGCAACAAAUUGAUGCCUUUCAUUGGUUAUCCCAGUGUUGCGAUGUGGCAAUUCAUGCAACCUGCUGUUGUUGACACAUCUCAAGAUCAUGUGCUCCGUCCUCCAGUUGCUUAAGCUGGAUUUACCAGGUGACUUGCUACUGGAGCUUUAUUCUUUUUGUUGCUCCUGUGCGUGUUAAAGGUGACAGACAACUGAGACAAUUUGCUGGUUGUAUUUAUGUGUCUAACUUUAAUGUAUGGGUCAGUCCUGGCGGUUUGCUAAAUCGUGUAUAUGGCGGGUAUAUACUCACCCGAAAAACAGUUAUGUAUUAUAAUUCCCUAGAUGGGAUUCCUUCUGAAAUAAAUAAACAUGGUUUUAUGCA
Molecule: messenger RNA, 1021 nt
Organism: Lycium ferocissimum
Lineage: Eukaryota; Viridiplantae; Streptophyta; Magnoliopsida; Solanales; Solanaceae
Product: transcription factor ILR3-like
Exons: 5
Coding region: 40-774 (244 amino acids)
Biological process (GO): regulation of DNA-templated transcription; intracellular iron ion homeostasis
Molecular function (GO): protein dimerization activity; DNA-binding transcription factor activity
Source: RefSeq, a predicted model, not a curated record